Molecule: messenger RNA, 339 nt
Organism: Diceros bicornis minor
Lineage: Eukaryota; Metazoa; Chordata; Mammalia; Perissodactyla; Rhinocerotidae
Gene: CLPS
Product: colipase
Exons: 3
Biological process (GO): lipid catabolic process; positive regulation of catalytic activity; digestion
Cellular component (GO): extracellular region
Molecular function (GO): enzyme activator activity; lipase binding
Source: RefSeq, a predicted model, not a curated record
AUGGAGAAAGUCCUUGUCCUUCUGCUGGUCACCCUUGCAGUGGCCUACGCAGUUCCCGACCCCCGGGGAACCAUUAUCAACUUGGAGGCAGGCGAGCUCUGCUUGAACAGCGCCCAGUGCAAGAGUGAAUGCUGCCAGCGGACAAGUGGAACGAGCCUGGCCCGCUGUGCAGCCAGGGCCAGCGAGAACAGCGAGUGCUCUGCCUGGUCGCUCUAUGGGGUUUACUACAAGUGUCCCUGCGAGCGGGGCCUGACCUGUGAGGGGGACAGCACCAUCGUGGGCUCCAUCACCAAUACCAACUUUGGUACCUGCCUCGAUGUUUGACGCUCCAAGGAGUGA